Molecule: messenger RNA, 1869 nt
Organism: Trichoderma gamsii
Lineage: Eukaryota; Fungi; Ascomycota; Sordariomycetes; Hypocreales; Hypocreaceae
Exons: 1
Coding region: 1-1869 (622 amino acids)
Molecular function (GO): protein binding
Source: RefSeq, a predicted model, not a curated record
AUGCAGCGCAAAUUGCUCAGUGACGGGCUAUGGCGCUGUCUGUGCCCGUCUUUUGACCAAUUGGCCCUGCGCACAGCGAUUCGACAAAGCUUGCCUCGCACACGACCAGCAGUAUCGCGGCCAUGUGCCGCCAGAUCAGGGCCAAUUCACGUGCGGUGCUAUGAGACAACUGCUGGCUUUCAAUCAAUAGACGAACCGACAGAGAAUGGUUCUUCUCGAAUAGGCUCCCAGGCAGGUAGCGUCCAGCCGGGAGAAGACGGUCGCUUCACAAGUCCUAAGCUACGAUCCUGGAAGGACAGGCUUCUUGCCCUCACGGCGCCGUCAGAGGAGGCGCUAAAAGCAAGUACGGUUGAAGAAGUUUUUGCGGCCCUGAGUUCGCUUCGAGAGACAAGGGAUCGGACGUCGCCCAGCGGUCCAGAAAUCGACCAGCAUCAAAGAAUAGUGCAGCUAGUCCAGAAUCUACUGCAGGUCGAGGAUCAGCCAAUUACGCCUUUUCUUUACGAGUGCCUAAUGGACGCCAUGGCUCAUCCUCGAGGCUCCGUUGAUGGUGCUCGCCGACUGCUUGACGACAUGCGUGAGCAGGGGAUGAAGCCAACGGCGGAAUUAUGCAACGGCGCCCUGAGAGCGCUGAUGAAUCAUCCGGAUUAUAUACUGCGCCAAGAGAUCCUAAGUAUUAUGCAGGAGUACUGGUUUACGAUUGAUACGCCGGUGAAGCAGACGGUUAUAGUGGGAAUGCUCAGAGAUGAGCAAUACGAGCUGGCAUAUGCAAGGCUAACGGAGCUGAUUGAGCAAGGGGCCAGGAUCGAGCCCUGGGUCUACGACAUAUUCAUUCUGGUAUUUGGGAAGCUGAGAUUUCUAGAUGAAAUGAUACAGCUUCUGUAUAGGCGCAAGAACAUUGGCGGCAGCACCGACCCGCUGGUUAUCAAUUUGACAUACUACGCAUUGGACAUGUGCAGCCAGUCAUACCACCAUGCGGGGACUUUGUUUGGCUGGCUCUCAGUUGUGCAAAAUCACCUUGUGCAGCCGUCGGAUGGCAUCAUAGAGAAUGUGCUAGGAACAGCGGCUAGAAACGCAGACGCGCAGCUGGCGACAGAGGCGCUGGAUCUGAUAUCGCAGCGAACAAGAGCUCAGUCUCACCACUACGAAGCCGUUGUAGAGGCUUUUAUUGGCAGUGGAGACCUGACAGCGGCGAUUCGAACUCUGUGCAUCAUGAGAGAUGGCGGUAUACGCAUCUCACGCGCCAAUACCAGAACGAUUUACAAAACUCUGAUGAGUCGCCCAGAGCUCCUGGAGGGAGCCGAGGAGGUGGUGCGAGAGGCAGCCCGUGCCCGCCCUGUGCAUAGAGCGAUUGUGGCUGUUGUGAUCGAUUCAAUAGCGCGGAUUCACGGCAGUGAAAAGGCUUUGCGAUUAUACCGGGACCUGCCAACGCUCUGCGGCGCGGAAUCGCUCAACGCAACCAUGGCGCAGGACCUUAUCAUCCAUAGCGCUGAGGAGGCCACCGCAAAACUUCUGGCAAAGGAAUACAAGGAUCAAAUCGCAGAGAACCAAGACCCAAUUCGGAAUAUUUCGACAUACAACCUUCUGAUUGCGAAGUGUGCAGAAGCGGGUGAGAUGGACCUAGCGUUUCGAUUUACUAAACAAGCCAUGGAGGCCGGUAUCACAAAGAGUCGAUCUUCCAAAUGGAUUAGUGUCCUCGUCGAGCAGGCAAUCACAAGAGAAGACAGUCGGGUUUGGCCUGUCGUCGACUCACUCCUCAGCUCAGGGGACGAGGAUAUGACGAAGAUGGUGCGCAGGAUUCUACAGCAAAAGAGAAUUUCAAAGCUAGCCUCACAGUGGAAGACAAGAAACUCUACAACUGCAGUUCCCUGA